GGGUUGUACCAAGCGCUGGUUUAGCAGGUUCUCCCUCUUUUGUCUGCCACUGUGUUUUCAAAAGCUUUAGAAGUUGUAGAAUGAGUGUGUAUAUCCUUAGCAGGCACCUAAGGGAACAGAAGCAACUUGCAAAAUAAGAUCCUAGCACAGGACCGAUACAGAAAUCUGUAGAGAAGCUAGGUAGGUUACUAGUCUAAGGAGACCCACACCGUGAAGAAGAGUUCCUGAGGGCUGAAAGCACUAAACACAAUGGUUUUUCAAGCAGUAGGUAAACUACUGGGCUACAGAAAGCAUAGUAAAUCCUUAAAGAAGGAUAGCCGUGAUAAGAAAGGAUCAUCAGACAGUGAAAAGCUUUAUUUGGAACCUCGGCACACGGCUGCCCGCAUACUGGACGCUGAUAUAUUAAUGCUGGUCGCAUUACCCAAAGGACUGAAUGUAGAUGAGUGGUUGGCUAGCAAUGCCUCCGCCUUUUAUAACCACGUCAGCUUAAUGUACGGCUCCAUCUCUGAAUUCUGCACAGCUGUAACCUGUCCCACCAUGAAGGCCUGGGCAACGCAGUUCCAAUGGACGGAUGAGAAAGGGCGUAAACGGAAGUGCUCAGCCCCACAAUAUGCAGAUUAUGCUGCCAGCAUCAUCCAGAAACUCCUGACUGAUGAAAAUCUGGUUCCCACAAAGCACAGUAAAGAAUUUCCUAAAACCUUCAGACCAGCAAUACAAAAAACAUUCCGGCUACUUUAUCAUCUUCUGGGCCAUAUUUAUACUUGCCAUUUUAAAACCGUGGUUCAUCUUGAGUUGCAUCCCCAUCUUAACACGCUUUACUUGCAUCUUCUGCUUUUCUGUGCAGAGUUCCACUUGCUUGAUUCUAAGGAAAUGGCAGUGAGUGAGGACCUAACCACAGCUCUACAGUCCAGUCCACUUGCAAAGAACUUUGCCACUCAUCACAGAAAUACCUGAAGAUAUACAGAGACAAGUUUUAUGUAGAAUUACUGCCACCUGGAAAAUGCUUUACAUCGCGUAUAUAGCAAGAAAAUUAUCCAUAUCUAUAUUUAAUCUUCUUUAGUGUGUCACACUGAGCACAUUCUUUUGCCAAAAGUUUAAAAAGUACAACAAUGGAGUUGCUGCAAGGUUUUCUGGGAAAAACAUGGACUCCUAAUGUUGUCUGGAGUCCAGUGUUCCAUGCACGCAUAGAUCCACAAUCCAGUUAAGCCUGGGUACUACAAAAUCGAUCAAGUGCAUUUUAUACCAUCUAAGAAAAGGUGAUGUAAUAAUUUCCAGUCACUGCAUCUGCAAAUCUAUAAACAUAUGAUCGAUGGACACUAAAGAGAACUGAUGCUUUCUGUGGAAAGUAGUGUCUCACGGAUAUGUCACUGGAUAUGAUGUAAGCACAGACUCUGUGACUUUAAAAAGGUCAGACGCUCUGACGCUCCCAGAAGGGCACUUUUUUUUAUGUUUUUUAAAAAAGAAAAAAAAUGUAAUGGUUAUUAUGGAUUCUUUUUGCAUCUAUAUUAAUUGCUAUGGUUAUAGUUACUGGUUAUGUAUGUAUGUGUGAGUGUAUAUAUAUAUAUAUAUAUAUAUAUAUAUAUAUAUAUAUAUAUAUAUAUAUAAAAUAUAUUGGGGUUUUGUUACUGUAAAAAAAUGCACUUAACUUUUGUAAUUUAUUCAUUUUAAGUAAAAAAGAAAACAGAUGAGAAUUUUGUGUCAAUGUAUUUCUAUUACUACAAGAAACUUUAUGAACACGAAGAAAACAUGAGCACUUACUAGAUAUGGGUAAAAAUCCAACACUUUCCCGGUGUGAUGUGUAAGAAGCAUGUCAAUGAUAUGUUAAGGACAACAUAAAAGAACCUGUGUUAUAUAACACACCAAUGACCCACCCCAUAUCUGCCAAAGGUACAAGCAUCCAACCCUUACCUCAUUAUACCUGUAACUAGGAUUGCACCAAUACCAUUUUAUUUUAAGACUGAGUACAAGUACCAAUGCUUUUUUUUCAAAUACUCGCCGAUACCAAUUUUUAUGUCAUGUGACAGUUUCUCAAGCACAAUAAAGACUAAUGAUUUAA
Molecule: messenger RNA, 2056 nt
Organism: Bombina bombina (fire-bellied toad)
Lineage: Eukaryota; Metazoa; Chordata; Amphibia; Anura; Bombinatoridae
Product: MOB kinase activator 2
Exons: 6
Coding region: 250-954 (234 amino acids)
Biological process (GO): positive regulation of protein phosphorylation; signal transduction
Cellular component (GO): nucleus; cytoplasm
Molecular function (GO): protein kinase activator activity
Source: RefSeq, a predicted model, not a curated record